This is a messenger RNA of Loa loa (African eye worm), 321 nucleotides long. RefSeq lists its product as hypothetical. The record is from RefSeq and is a predicted model, not a curated record. The transcript has 2 exons. Bases 1 to 321 code for a protein of 106 amino acids. NCBI's taxonomy places the organism in Eukaryota, Metazoa, Nematoda, Chromadorea, Rhabditida, Onchocercidae.
AUGAAAAACAGGAAAACCAAGGAAAUAAUCGGCAAAAAAAUCUGCCGAAUUGAAAAGACAAAUCCAAAAAAAUGUAUGGAAAUCUUUUCAAGAUCGAAACCGGAUAGUGAAAUGUUAUAUGUAGAAAAAAGAAUUAAAAUACUAACAGUACCUACAACAAGGGAUAGCAAAGGAAGAUUAACAACACAAGCCUCGUCUUCCAAGAAAUGUAUGUCAUAUACGACGAGUACAGGUGAUUUCGGAGAGCGAUUCCCAGAUAGAGAAUCUAUCCCAAAAAACGUAUCAGACACGCAGAUAUCCCAAAGAACGGCAAAUAGCUAA